Molecule: messenger RNA, 1406 nt
Organism: Zea mays
Lineage: Eukaryota; Viridiplantae; Streptophyta; Magnoliopsida; Poales; Poaceae
Exons: 3
Coding region: 204-1118 (304 amino acids)
Biological process (GO): mitochondrial respiratory chain complex I assembly; biosynthetic process
Cellular component (GO): mitochondrion
Source: RefSeq, marked validated
CUCCCGCCGCCCCCUCGCGCCGUCAAGGCCUCCGGAACCGGUCGCAAGCGGCGUAGGACCCCCGCCGCUACAGAGCCCUCGUCCGUCGCACUUCGCCGCCGCGUCGGAGUCAUCCAGCUCGUCGACGCCUGGCGGGGAGAUCCCCAGUGCGAGGGGAACCUCCACGACGGGACCUUCCUUCCUGAUACAGGAAGGCAGGGUUCAUGAGCGGCGGCACGCCUGCAGCAAGCAGUAGCCUGCGGGCAGCACUCUCAUACUGUGUGAGGCAAGUCCGUGCCUAUGACUACCACCACUACCUCUGCCUUCUCCACCUGGCCCCGGCCAUGCGCAAGGCCGCGUUCACCUUCCGCGCCUUCAACAUCGAGACAGCAAGGGCCAUGGAUGUGGUGUCCGACCCCCGGACAUGCCUCAUGCGCCUCCUCUGGUGGAAGGAGGCGGUCGACAAGGUCUUUGGCAACAAGCUGGUCGAGCACCCAGUUGCCCAGGCGCUCUCUUCGGUCAUCGCAGACCACAAGGUUAGCAAGCACUGGCUGAAGCGGUCCGUGGAGGCAAGGAUCAACGACGCCAACCGUGAGGAAGGCACCAUUCCUGGGACGAGCGCGGAGUUGGAGAGGUAUGCGGAGGACACCCAGUCCACCAUCCUUUACAUGACCCUGCAGGCUGGCGGAAUACAGUCCACCGUGGCUGACCACGCCGCCUCUCACAUCGGCAAGGCCAGCGGGCUUCUGUUACUGCUCAAGGCGCUGCCGCACCAUGUAAAUAAGCAAGGGACGGUACAUUAUAUCCCAGCUAGUGUGGCCGAGGAAUGCGGCCUGCUCAUCACACGGGAGGGUGGCAGGUCGGAGGUCAGGGCGGGCAAGAGGCUGCCAGACGCAGUUUUCAAGGUCGCAUCUGUUGCGGAGGCUCACCUGCACAAGGCGCGGGAGUUGGCAUCGUCCGUGCCCAAAGAGGCGAUCCCCGUGCUCCUCCCAGCCUUGCCGGCCCAGGUCCUCCUGGAUACCCUGCGAAGGUGUGAGUUCAACGUGUUUGAUCCUCGGCUGUCGAGGGGAGUCCACGGGGUCUCUCCUCUGUGGUACCAGCUGAAGCUUAACUGGAACGCGUGGCGAAGCAGGUACUAAUGAGGAGGAACUUUUUGCCCUCAGCCAUGGGAGCUGCUGCUGUUCCUUGUAGCAAAAAGCUUUUUAUUGGGGUUUUUUGACAUAGCAGAGAUUGAAUAAGAUGAGUAGGGUCUGCUACUUGCGGCAGAUUUGAAGCUGUUGAAUAUGUGUCGUGCUUUCCGUUGUGUUUGUGGGCUGGGCUCAUUUACAUUGCACAAUUGCAACACUGACAAUGCCUGUUUUUUUUUCUUUUGGAACAUACAAUGCCUGUUUGUAUUCAUACAGCAGAAAGCAGACACUAUUUUUUCG